Labeo rohita (rohu) is the source of this 2103-nucleotide messenger RNA. It is a transcript of the gene napbb, whose product is annotated as N-ethylmaleimide-sensitive factor attachment protein, beta b. The record is from RefSeq and is a predicted model, not a curated record. The transcript has 11 exons. Gene Ontology annotation, biological process: synaptic transmission, glutamatergic; intracellular protein transport; regulation of synaptic vesicle priming. Gene Ontology annotation, molecular function: soluble NSF attachment protein activity; syntaxin binding. Lineage: Eukaryota; Metazoa; Chordata; Actinopteri; Cypriniformes; Cyprinidae. The coding region runs from base 107 to 994 and encodes 295 amino acids. Gene Ontology annotation, cellular component: vacuolar membrane; synaptobrevin 2-SNAP-25-syntaxin-1a complex; terminal bouton.
GCUAUGACAGUAAUCCCCCGCUGCCAUAGUGACAGAGAGCGAGAGAAGCGAGGAGAUAAACGAAAAUAGAUUUUAGUAUUUAUCUGUUCAUUUAACCACAGAAAUAAUGGACAGUUCCGGGAAAGAAAAGGAGGCAAUUCAGCUUAUGGCUGAAGCCGAUAAGAAAGUGAAGUCUUCCGGCUCGUUUUUAGGAGGAAUGUUUGGAGGAAAUCACAAAGUGGAAGAGGCAUGUGAGAUGUACGCCAGAGCAGCCAACAUGUUCAAAAUGGCCAAAAACUGGAGUGCUGCAGGCAGUGCUUUCUGUCAGGCGGCCAGACUUCACAUGCAGCUUCAGAAUAAACACGAUUCGGCCACCAGCUACGUCGAUGCGGGAAACGCCUACAAGAAGGCAGAUCCACAAGAGGCUAUCAAGUGCUUAAACGCAGCCAUUGAUAUUUACACAGACAUGGGAAGAUUCACUAUCGCAGCCAAGCAUCAUAUCACAAUUGCCGAGGUGUACGAGUCAGAGCUGGUGGACAUUGAGAAGGCGAUUGCACAUUAUGAACAAGCUGCUGACUAUUACAAAGGAGAAGAAUCAAACAGCUCUGCAAACAAGUGUCUGCUGAAGGUGGCUUCAUACAGCGCUCAGUUAGAGCAGUACCAGAAAGCAAUAGAGAUUUAUGAGCAGGUUGGAACCAACACCAUGGACAAUCCCCUACUGAAAUACAGCGCCAAAGAAUACUUCUUCAAAGCUUCCUUGUGUCACUUCAUCGUGGACGAGCUAAACGCAAAGCUCGCUGUUGGAAAGUAUGAAGAGAUGUUUCCAGCCUUCUCAGAUUCAAGAGAAUGCAAGCUUCUGAAGAAACUUCUAGAAGCCCAUGAGGAGCAAAACGCAGAGGCUUUCACAGAAGCGGUGAAGGAGUUUGACUCCAUCUCACGCUUGGACCAGUGGCUCACCACCAUGCUUCUGCGGAUCAAGAAGACCAUCCAGGGGGACGAGGGUGACCUAAAAUGAUCGGGACAGUGGGGCGAUCACCCACUGCAUGGCACCCUCUUUCCCACCUUCCAUUUCACAUCAGUUCUGUGCAAUGGCCAAGUCCAGGUUUCCCAAAACAGUAUGUCAAAAUGUAUUGCUGCAACAUUUCUAGAGAAUAUACUUAUAAGCCUGUACUGUUACAUUGAUAUCCAGUUAUAUAAUAUAGCACAUAUCAAAAAUUUAGCACUCCAGUUCACAGAUCUCCUCCGGUUUCCCUGUUGCAUUACGAGGGUAUUUCUGGAAACACGGAGUGAACCGGUUCAGGAGAGGGAAAUUCAAGUAUACAGUGGGGGUUUGAGAUAGUCCUCAAGUUCUUUUGCAACAGUCACUGAAUUGCAACGUGCUAGAGCUGCAUGAAUUGUACAGAUAUAAUUAUUCAGUCAGUGCAGCAGAAUUGUGUAUUAUUAUUAUUAUUAUUAUUAUUAUUAUUAUUAUUAUUAUUAUUUAGACAUUGUUUUUAUUUGUGCAAUUUUUUAGUCUUGUCACACUAGUUGGCAUGCAGGCCUCAAAAUGCUUUUGUCCACAUUUAUUAAACAUCAGACAUUUGAAUUUCAGUUUUCCCACAGUCUGCCAUUUUGAAUUGGUAUUUUAAAUUAUUACAAAAAUGUUUUUUCUUAUGUAUAUUUGUUUAAUUAAAUUAUUAUUUUAACUAUCAAUAUUACUCAGAAAAUAUUAUUAGUCUAAUAAUAUUAUAGUUAGGCAGAAUUAUAUAUAUUAUUAGUCUAAUAAUAUUGUAUUAGUCAAAAAAAUCAUUUAACUAUAUAUUUUUACACUGUCUAUCAUUUCCAUCAGCACUGAAAUUAAUGCGUUUGUAAAACCCUUGUAGAACCUUUAUUAACAUGCUCUCUGUGUGUCGUGUUGUGAAUGUAUAGCUCAUGUACACUCUCCACUUCUGUGGUCUUUAGCAGCGCAUGUCAUUCUGUUUUACGUGUCGUGACGUCCGUAUUUUACCAUAUUCUAGAGUUUUUAAGAAGCCAUGAAGACACAGAGUACCAAACAAUGUACUUUCCCACAGAGCAACUGAUGUCUUUGCUGAAUGUCUGUGAGAAUGUACAGAAAUAAAAACUAAUACUGAAAUGGCUACAUGA